Messenger RNA from Cladocopium goreaui, 4067 nucleotides. NCBI's taxonomy places the organism in Eukaryota, Dinophyceae, Suessiales, Symbiodiniaceae. The record is from the annotation of a GenBank genome assembly.
GUUUCAUCCCUCCAGAGGCGCUGCAGCUUGCAUCAAGUCGCGAUGGAGGAGCACUUUUGGGUCCCCAUACAGUUUUAUCUGUGCCAGGAGUUUUGCUGGAUGGCGACGUGUCUCAUACUACUGGAGAGGAUCUAGAUGUUCAAGUUGUGGAUGCAAGUUUGGCCGUUCUGGAUGGCCCUUCUCACGUGCCAGAUGGAGGGGUCGAGGAGGAUGCGGCAAUCAUAGCUUUUUCUACAGAGCUACAAGUUGUGCCAGACCCAGCCACGCUCCUGAGGUUUGCAAAGGAGUGGCUGGCGGUAGCAGGGCCAGGCAGAUCAGUGUUUUACUCUGCGGUAGAGGAGUUCGACCAAGCGGAUCCUCUCAAUGCGGCCCCAAAGGAGGGCAAGGCCAGGGCCCCAAAGGCAAAGGCAGCAGAAAAGGCAAAAAGGGCGUCAGCUCAACAGGUUGCGGAGCAGCUCCAACAUUUGUCUAAGAUGAUGCCCAUCAUCACGACCGCUCUGAGUUCAAUUCAAGAGGAGCAGAAGCGGCUUCAACAGGUUGUGGAGGGCGCAGCAAUGGACUGCCUUGGGCCCUCCGCCUCCAAAGACUUGGCACAGAUGCCAGCUGCAGUGAUGAACCUAGAUGUGGCGGGACAGGAAGAAGGUCAGCAGGUGGAGGAGGAAGAGGCUUUGGGGAGAGGAGACAGCCUUACUUUGGCAGUCUUGGAACAGAGCAGGGCCCUCACCAGCCUUGUGACAUAUAUUCAGGCAGGAGGAGACCCACUGUUGGACCAUCACUUGACAGGAGUGUCUUCCUCUACGAAGGGGGCUCAAGGCCGCGAGAAGCUUCAGCAGGAGCUAGCAGCGCGCAGUGGAGGUUUUUGUCUCGCUGUUGCCCAGAAUGCGUUCAAGAGGCUGAGACCGGCAUCCAGAGUUCCCAACACCAUGGAAGAGAUCUCCGCAACAGAUUUUUCAAUGCUGACUUACCUGGAGCGUUUUGGAGGCUACGGGAACUCCAGAGAUCUGGGACUGAUGCAGUGUUUUGUUUUGGACUGUGCCAUCAGGGGAGAUCUAGAAGGGGUCAGAGAGCAUGCGGCUCUGAUGGCAGUGGGCUUGGAACAAGCAGCUCAAGACCAAGGGCGGUCCUUGUAUUUGGCCAUUGCGGCCUUGAACUUCAUGCACUUUCAAUGCCCCUUGAAGGUGAUUUCUGGUCUCUGGAGGUGUCCAGGUCCCUUGCAUGCGGCAGUGCAUGCCAGGUUGAUCGCGCUGAUCAAGGCGAGUGGCCCUGCUGGGAAGUUUUCUUUUCUCAGUUGCGGUCGCAAAGCUCACCAAUUAGAUGCAAGGUUGAAGGAGCUUCAUGAGGCCUUACAAAGUUUGGGUUUUGAUGAGGGCUCUUUUUACAAAAGGCAACAUGAAGGAGCUGAGGUGAAGCCCAGGAAUGACAAAGAUGAGCUGAGGCCGUAUAGGCCACUGGACGCGUCGCGCCUGAAGUUGUCAGGCAAGGGCAGCUGGGACUGCGGCGAGCACCUUUCAGACUUGCUAUAUAUGCCCUUUGUCGAACCACGGUCAAACCAAUACGAUGUGGUUCCUCCAGCAGCAGUUUUGCCAGACAUGAGCAAGGUGUCGGCUGAGGAGACAUUGAGGCUUUGCAAAGUUUGGGAUGCACAGGGUUUGUUGCGACUUUUUCCUUGUGCAUUAGGGCCCAUGCAUAGUUGGUGCUAUACCAAGGUGUUCAACAACUUCAAAUCAGCUCAGGUGGACAGGCAGAUUGGUGACAGGACGAACGUUGUGCUGCCCCAUCUCGCAUUAGAAAAUCUGAAGGGCACUCGGGCACUUGCAGUUUUUGAUGAGCAAUUUUUGCAUGAGAGUAGAGUCAAGCGGCGAGAGGAGGUUGGUGAUUUUUUGCAUAAGCCUGCCCCGCUUCUGGUCCCCUUUCAAGAUGAUACAGUCGUUUGUGCCUUUGCAGCGCUGUUUCAAGGUGAUCACUUAGGGGUUGAGUUCGCCACAGAAGCUCACUCAAGGAUGCUGCAGAGCUAUGGACUGCUCGAUGAGGACAGUCGCCUUCAAAGCUCAAAGCCGCUUCUUUGGGACCAGUGCGUGUCAGGGCUUGUGAUUGACGAUUUCUUUGUGGUGUCAAAGGAGCAGAUCAAUCCAGGGAGCUCCUAUCUUGAGUCACGAUCUGUUGAACACUUCAGGGUUGCAAAAGCAGCGUAUCAGCAGGAAGGGUUGCAAGGGUCUGACGACAAGGAUGUCAUCGGGCAGACACAGUUUACGGUUUGUGGUGGUGAGGUCUGCAGCUCUGAGGCGACCGUCCGAAGAGGGGCGGUCACCAUUGCAGCCCCAUUUGAGAAAAGGAUGGCCUUAGCUAUGAUGACAGCCUCAGCCUCCGCGCUUCCUGCAACUUCAGAUGCGCUGCUAUCAUGCCUUGUUGGUUCAUGGAUAUCAGUUGCUCUUUUGAGACGGCCUUCUAUGUCCAUUUUGGAUGAGGUGUUCAAAGUUAUCCCACCUGGCCAGCUUGAUCCUCAGUGUCCAGUGGUACGGUUUUUCCCUCGUGCAGCAGCCUCAGAGCUUCAGCAACUUGCAUGCCUAGCCCCGGUGCUGUGCAGCAAUCUUGCAGUGCCAUUUGCCACAGACGUUUUCGCAACAGAUGCGUCAAUGGCAAAAGGGGGAAUUGUGAGGAGUGAGGUGACUUCAGAGGAGGCAGCUAUCCUCUGGAGGACUGCAAUGAAAGCAAAAUCAUCAUCGCCUGUGAUCUCGAGAACCCAAGCGAUGCUCUCCAUGUACGACCCAAUGUUUGAAGAGAAUGCUGAGGGGAAGGCAGGUCAGUAUGAGGGCGCGGGAUUUCUGGAGGAGGAUUUUGCCGAGAAUGAUGGAAGUGCUGCCCAGAAUGCAGUCCCUAGACCCCUUGGGCUGCGUUAUGAGUUCAUUGAGAUCUGUGGGGGUGCUGCAGUUGUUACAAAGGAGUUGAUCAAGCUUGGAGUCGUUUGUGGUCCUGUGAUUGAUGUAUCAAUUUCGAGGCAGUUUGAUUUGAGGAACUACCGAGUCAUUGAGUGGAUCAUAUUUCUUUUGGAAAACAACAGACUGCAGAGCUUUUUGGUAUCACCCCCAUGUACCUCUUUCUCUCCUGCGGCUCAUCCUUGCGUCAGAUCAUACCAAAACCCCAGGGGUUUCAACCAGGAGAACCCCAAAGUGAAGUUUGGAAACCAACUUGCGUUUGCUGCUUUGGCCUUGAUGAUGGUUGCGUUGAGGUUGAGGAUGAAGAAAUGUGGACUGCUUGAACAGCCCAGGAGGAGCAAGAUGCGUUGGCUGAAAGAGUGGAAGAGGCUCUUAGAGCUUGGAGCGAGUGAGACCUACACAGCUUCCUGCAUGUUUGGAUCCAUUCAUCAGAAGGAGUUUGCUCUGCUUGGUGUGCAUAUGCAUGUGGGGCUGCUGAAGAGGAAAUGCAGCCGUGAUCACGAGCAUGUGGUGAUCCAGGGUCAGUACACAAAAGCUUCUGCCACUUGGUCUUGCCCUGGCACUUGCAAUCUUUUUCAAAGACCACAUUCGAGCAUUCGAAAGAGCGAGCAAGAGGCUGAGUGUAGUGCUGUGCGUUUUGGCGAGGGGCAGAUCCUCAGCGGCAUCUUUGCGGGGUCUUCUGAAAAAGGCCUGCGGCACAGCCCAGAGCCCAUCGAUCUUCAUGAAUGGACUUUGGACUUUGACUCAACCUUUGGAUUUCCGGGUGAGGGGCCACAGGGGCUUUGUGUUUGGGUUCUCCUGGUUUCUACCAUUUGUGACCAUGCCAUAGGUGUAGGAGUAGGUGAUGCGAGCCAUGCUGAUGCGGUGCGGCGUGAGAAGCGCACUGGCAUAGUGUUGGAAGAUGGCAGACGUGUGACGGAAGCCACUGCGAACGUGAGGGAUGUCCUUUUUGAGCGUUUUGAGGGUUGGCUACAGACUGAAGGCAUGGCCUUGCAUGAUGUGUUGUUUGCGCAACCCCCUGACCUUGACCUUCUCAACAGAGUGCUGGCCAUCAGAAAAGCUUUGGCCGCUUUCAAGAGCUACUCUGAGGUCUCGUCUUGUCAAGCUGCUGACAAGACUAGACCUGCCGACUGA